GGCUGCAUCCCGGAAGAAAGGUCGCGUGUGUUAACCAACCUCUAAUGUUCCAUGGAAGAAGCUUAAAGUCAUUUUUGGGUAAUAAAGAUAUCAAAACAGUUCAGAAAUGUCUAAAGACUUUUAACCAAGAUCUCGUGGACGUUAACCACCACCUGUAUCAGGCGUUUUAAUUAGCGGCUGCCGUAUUUAGCAUGAUUAGUGUCCAUGUGAGGCUCUGUAUGCAGCUGGUUGUGAAAGGCAGAGCCCUGUCUGCUGCUGUAACGGUUCCACGUUUAGAUUCUACUUUCCGCAGGACUGUUUUCUACUUCCACCGGUCAAUGGCGACCCUUGAAAAUGAGUUUCCAUCGAAGAGGCCACAGAAGAAGCAGAAAGAGCCGCUGCGCCGGGUGAAGACCAAGGAGAGCCGCAACAAGCGAGGGGACGUUCACGGUCCGUCCACCGUGUACGUGCAGGUGGUCGGUGCUGGCAGCAGGGACAGCGCCGCGUCGCUUUAUGUCUUCUCCGAGUUCAACAGGUAUCUCUUCAAUUGUGGAGAAGGAACUCAGAGACUCAUGCAGGAACAUAAGCUGAAGGCUGCUCGGCUCGACAACAUCUUCCUGACCCGACUGAGCUGGGAGAACGUGGGAGGCUUAUCAGGGAUGAUAUUAACUUUAAAAGACACCGGCGUUCCUGAGUGUGUGCUUUCUGGACCGCCACAGCUGAAGAAUUACCUGCACGCCAUCAAGUCCUUUUCUGGCCCUCUGGAGGACAUCAAGCUGUCCGUUCGGCCGUACACUGAAGAGAUGCACAAAGAUGAAACCAUGACCGUGUGUCAGGUGCCCAUAUUUGCCAAGUCAAAGAGCGACAGGCGACAGAAUUCACCCAGGGCUGGAAGAAGCGGCUCCUCUUCUCCAAAGAGGGACGGCUUUCACCAUAACGACAGACGAGAUGGGGAAAGACGGGGUGCAGCUAGAGACACAUCACUAGUGAUCGCCUUUGUGUGCAAGCUUCAUCCCAAGAAAGGAAACUUCUUGGUUGCUGAAGCCAAAGAGCUCGGACUGCCAGUGGGAACAGCAGCUAUUGGUCCUCUCAUCAAGGCCUUGAAAGAUGGAGAAACCAUCGUUCAUGAUGGAAAAGAGAUCCGACCCGAACAGGUUUGUACUCCCACUGACCCGGGACCAGUUUUUAUCGUGGUGGAGUGUCCGUCUGAGGAGUUUGUCGAAGGUGUUUGUAACAACCAGCAACUGAGGAGAUACCAGACUGGAGGGACUGAAGACUCAGCUGUCCUGGUGGUCCACAUGACUCCAGAGUCCAUUCUGGAAACGGACCAGUACAAAGAAUGGAUGGAGAGGUUUCCAUCCACGACAGAACACCUGAUCCUCAACGAGCAGGUCUGCACUGUCCAUAACAUCAGAAGUCACAAGAUUCAGACGCAGCUCAACAUGAUUCAUCCGGAGAUCUUCCCACAACUCAAAGCCUAUAAAGCAAAGCAACCACAAGCUGCGCUGCACGUCCCUAAUGUCCGAGCAGAAUGUCUGCUAAAGUUCCAGCUCCGACCUGUAAUGGAAUGGCAAAGAGACGCAAUGUCCUCCUGCAUCACCGAGGAGUUUGUGAGAGAAGCUUCUGAGGUUCCAAACUUUCUGGAAGAAGUUGAAAAGUGCAGAAAGGCUUGUUCAGCAGAAGCAGCGGAGCUUUCUGUUCCGGGUGAAAAAUACCCAGAGGUGGUCUUCCUGGGAACCGGAUCGGCUCUUCCCAUGAAAAUCAGAAAUGUCAGCGGAACUUUAGUGAACAUCAGUGCGAGUCAGUCCCUGCUGCUGGACUGUGGAGAGGGAACCUUCGGUCAGCUCUGCAGGCACUACGGAGACCACGUGGAUGACGCUUUAUCAAAGAUCUCCACUGUCUUCAUCUCACAUCUUCAUGCGGACCAUCACACAGGGCUGAUAAAGCUGCUGUACCAGAGACAACGAGCGCUGGACACCUUGGGAAAACCCUUCAGCCCCAUCUACUUGGUGGCUCCAGCUCAGAUCAUGACCUGGCUGGGACAGUAUCACGACUACUGCGAGGAGAUCCUGGAUCAUUUUACUCAUAUCCCCAACAGAUUCCUCUGUGAUGACGCUGAGGUGUCCAAACCCAAAACCCAUUCGUUCAUCCAGGCAAUGCUUAAAAAGAACGACCUUGAGAAGUUCCGGACCUGCAUUGUGCGCCACUGCAAGAAUGCCUUCGCCUGCAGCUUUGUGCACCAGUCAGGCUGGAAGCUGGCCUUCUCUGGAGACACCAUGCCCUGCGACGCUUUCGUAAAUAUCGGCAAGAAUUCAACAUUAUUGAUCCAUGAAGCCACGCUGGAGGAUGAGCUGGAGGAGGAAGCUGUGGAGAAAAGACACAGCACAACCUCACAGGCCAUCGGCAUCGGCAUGAAGAUGAACGCAGACUUCAUCAUGUUAAACCACUUCAGCCAACGCUACGCCAAGAUCCCCCUAUUCAGUGAAGACUUCAAUGACAAAGUGGGAAUAUCCUUCGACCACAUGAAGAUCUGCUUCAGAGACUUUAAAACCCUUCCUAAGCUUAUUCCUGCUCUUAAAACCCUCUUUGCUGAAGAGCUGGAGGAGAUGGAGGAGAGAAGAGAGAGGAGGGAGCUGAGAAAUCCAAAAGGAGUUUCCAACGAUGCUGUCAGCGAGCAGAAGAUGUUUGGAAGAUCUGAGGUGGAAAGAGGAGUGAAGAGAGAGCAGGAGGCUGCAGGGUUAGACAGCAUAGACACAAAGAGACCCAAGACCACCUGAUUCAUCCGGAGGAGAGGACUCUGCAGGAGCGCAUACUGGAUUAUUUUAUUUAUGAGAAACUGAGAUUUUUAUUUGACUUAAAGAAAUAAGUUUUCAUGAGAUGUGUGCAAAAGUUUAAGUUUAUAACAUGCUUUGGUUUUCAUUAAACAGAAUAAAGCAUCUUCACUCCAAACUGGUUCAUCCAGAUACUUUGCUUGAGCUAAAUGGAGGAAAUCUUGUUUUAACACUGAAAGAUUUUUUUAAUA
Messenger RNA from Cyprinodon variegatus (sheepshead minnow), 3001 nucleotides. It is a transcript of the gene elac2, whose product is annotated as elaC ribonuclease Z 2. Gene Ontology annotation, biological process: mitochondrial tRNA 3'-end processing. NCBI's taxonomy places the organism in Eukaryota, Metazoa, Chordata, Actinopteri, Cyprinodontiformes, Cyprinodontidae. Bases 192 to 2756 code for a protein of 854 amino acids. The record is from RefSeq and is a predicted model, not a curated record. Gene Ontology annotation, molecular function: 3'-tRNA processing endoribonuclease activity. The transcript has 24 exons. Gene Ontology annotation, cellular component: mitochondrion.